This is a messenger RNA of Saccostrea cuccullata (small rock oyster), 2220 nucleotides long. RefSeq lists its product as uncharacterized. The transcript is spliced from 4 exons. The record is from RefSeq and is a predicted model, not a curated record. Bases 106 to 1872 code for a protein of 588 amino acids. Gene Ontology annotation, cellular component: cytoplasm. Gene Ontology annotation, molecular function: 3'-5'-DNA exonuclease activity; nucleic acid binding. NCBI's taxonomy places the organism in Eukaryota, Metazoa, Mollusca, Bivalvia, Ostreida, Ostreidae. Gene Ontology annotation, biological process: DNA catabolic process.
UCUCUGAGGUCUAAGAAUUGCAGAGUAUGCAGUGUAGCUGAAUCAACCAACAAGAAUCCAGCAGCCCAUGAGUGCUCAAAGAAUUGGGAGGGUAGUUCAAAGGCCAUGGAGGCAGAUAUGGUUAUUGAGAUGGUCCAAGAUCUACAGAAAAGUAAAGGAAUAACCAUUGAUGGAAUCAUUGGAGAUGAGGACUCUACCACUAUUGCAAGACUGAAAGCUAAUGUCAAUGCUGAUAUUAAGAAGUUGUCUGAUAAAAAUCAUCUAAAGAAACUGUUUACAAACUCUUUGUUUACCUUGAAGAAAAAACAUUCAUCUCUGACUUUGUCUGUGAUAAAGUACAUUCAGAAAUGCUUCAGUUACUCCAUAGCACAGGGAAAAGGAAAUGCUUCUCAAAUCAAAGAAGACCUUUCAUCAAUUCCAUUACACAUAUUUGGAGAUCACCAACACUGCUCCUCAAGGUGGUGCAACUUCAUUAACAACCCUAACCUGAGGUACAAGUCACUUCCACAUGGAAAACCCCUGAAAGAUAGGUUCCUUCAGGAUGAUCUGAAAGAAGUCUUCAGUUCAUAUGCAAGUCAUUCUGAUCGUCUUUCAUGCUUAGGAAGCACACAGUCGAAUGAGAGUUUUCACAGAAUGGUGUCUGCAAAAGCCCCAAAGACCCAUCAUUACAGCUCUUCUUCAAGCCUCAGAUAUAGAGUUGCUGCAUGUGUAGCCCAGAAAAAUGUUGGACACAGAUAUCUUGUAAAGGUUAACAAGAAAUUGGGCCUCUCUCCUGGCUACUAUACUCGACGACAGUGCAUUCUGAGGGAUUUACAAAGAAAGCGACAGAAGGCCAUUUCAGUGACACAGAAAUUUAAAAGGAGAAGGAGAGAAUUGAAAGCCAGGAAAAUUCAAAGUAUUUCUACAAAAGAAACAAGGGAAGGCAUCAGUUAUUUAACAGGAUGUGAUCUCCAGCAGGCCUCUGACAUCGUUGAAAUUCCAGCUCCAAAAACAAUUCCAAAGUAUGAUCAUCUCCCUUCAAGUCAGCUGUUAAAUGCUGAAGAGAUCUAUUUUGAUUUGGAAACUACUGGACUCGCAAGGGAUUCUCAUAUUGUGCAGUUGUCUGCAGUUAGAAAUGAUGAGGUUUUCAACAAAUACAUCAUUCCAGAAAAACCAAUGUCCUCAAAAGCUACAGAAAUUACUGGAAUAAAAGUAGUCAACAAUAAAAUGUACCACAAUGAUGAGGAAGUUGAGACAGUCAGCAUUAAGGAUGCACUGAUCCAGUUUAUCGACUUCAUGAAGAAAUCGGAGUCAGAUGCUGUUCUAGUUGGACACAACUCCAAAGUGUUUGACCUUCCUGUGCUGUUCAACAUUUUGAGUAAAUUAAACAUUUUGGAGGCAUUCUCAUCUGCAGUCAUUGGUUUCAUUGAUACCUUACCUCUUUUCAAAAUUUCGCAUCCAAACCUUUCAUCAUACUCACAGUUACACCUCUUCGAAGAAAUUCUACAAGACAAAUACAGUGCGCAUGACUCAUUACAGGAUGUCUUAGCCUUGAAGAGAUUGUUGGACCAUACAGGACCUUCCCCUGAAGUCAAACUUGCUGCAUCUUUCACUUCAAACUCUGCCUUUGCCAUAUUCCAUCACAAGAACACAACAAAAAGUCUAAUGAGCACACUAAAGCCUUUAUUGGACCAAAAGGUGAUUUCGAAUGGAAUGGGAAAUAAGAUUGCCAGCAGUGGACUCUCCUUAUCACACUUACAACUGGCUUAUCGCAGAAAUGGUAGGGAGGGAGUACAGGAUGUGCUGACAGAGAUAACAGAUAACAGUGUGCGUGUGACAAAAUCUAGAAAAAUCAUUGAUUCUGUUGCAGAUUUUCUCAGAUCUGAGCAGUAACGCAGUUGUAUGAUGUUCUUUGUAUGUAACUAUGUUAUUGUUUGUUUGGUUGUUUGUUUGUUUGUUUGUUUGAUUUCUGUGAGCCAGUGCUCACUAGUAAUACCCUCACUCUGAUGUGAAUAUGGACAGACAGGAAUAAACAAAGUUAAUUGACAAUGGAUUCGUACAAAAAUGAAUCCAACCAUAUUUCAUGUCUAAAAAAUUUCAAGCAUCUGUGAUGAGUAGUUGUGGAGAAAACUGUGACAAAAAUUUAUUAUUUGUGGUACAGACAGAUGCACAGAUAAACAGGAAGUUGAAAUCAGAUUCGUCUAAAACCAAUUCCAACUGUGAUGAGUAGUUGUGGAGAAA